AUGGAUCACACAAAAUACGAAAAUUCUGAUUCUUCAUCGGAUGACAAUUUACAAGGAAUGACACCAAUUCCACCUAAUGUGUUAAUUUCACCUGUACAAUUAUUAACUAAAGAAAAAUUAGCUCAACAACGAUUCCUCAAAAGAUCUACCAAAAGAUUCGCUAAAUUAGAAUAUCAUUCUUCAGAAUUAUUAUUAAAUCAAAAGCAGGAUAAUGAUACUAAAAAGAUAUCACUACCAUUACCUUUUCAAAACAAGCCGUUAGACACGUCAACAUUUAAUAAUGAAAGUAAUUCUUCAUUAUUAUCUUCAUCGAUCUCUUAUAAUAAAAGUCGUCAUUCGUCAUCAUCUUCAUCAAGCUCUUAUAAUAGAAGUCAUUCUUCGUCGUCAUCUUCAUUGAUCUCUUAUAAUAGAAGUCGUUCUUUAUCACCAUCUUUAUCAAUUUCUUAUAAUAGAAGUCGUUCUUCAUCACCAUCUUCAUCGAUCUCUUAUAAUAGAAGUCGUUCUUCCAGUUCUUCGUCAUCAACUCAAUCAUUACAAAAUCAUAGAGUGUUCAUGUCUAAGAAGAGAAGAUUUGAAGAAAUUGAAGUGCUUCAUUCAGGGUUUCUCUCAUUUGCACAAAAACAAUCAGAACACGCGCGAAAAAAAUUGCAAUGUAAAUUUCCCAUGUUAACACCAACACAAGCUAAAGAGAGUGCAAUGAGAGAAUUAACAACGCUUCCAACAAUUGGUCUUUCGAAUGCUGUAUUAGAAAUCCGUGCAAAGUCUUUGAAUAGGCGAAGGGUGAUGAGAAUAACAAAUAUACCGCGAAUAAUUGGAGUCAAGCCAUCAUCUUCCAAACAAAAAAAUAAACCUAUACACGAUUUCGAUACUUUUAAAAAAAAAUUGUAUCCACAUGCUCAGGGAACAGUUCUUGUUCCAUUUUCGCCAU
Molecule: messenger RNA, 928 nt
Organism: Ambispora gerdemannii
Lineage: Eukaryota; Fungi; Glomeromycota; Glomeromycetes; Archaeosporales; Ambisporaceae
Source: the annotation of a GenBank genome assembly